This is a messenger RNA of Dromaius novaehollandiae (emu), 1302 nucleotides long. It is a transcript of the gene PTGER2, whose product is annotated as prostaglandin E receptor 2. The record is from RefSeq and is a predicted model, not a curated record. The transcript is spliced from 2 exons. Lineage: Eukaryota; Metazoa; Chordata; Aves; Casuariiformes; Dromaiidae. Gene Ontology annotation, molecular function: prostaglandin E receptor activity. The coding region runs from base 50 to 1153 and encodes 367 amino acids. Gene Ontology annotation, biological process: inflammatory response; positive regulation of cytosolic calcium ion concentration; adenylate cyclase-activating G protein-coupled receptor signaling pathway. Gene Ontology annotation, cellular component: plasma membrane.
CGGCGGCGGCGGCGUCGGGGCGGCGCAGUCGGGCGGCGGCGGCGGCGGCAUGAACGGCUCGGGCCGGGGGCUGUGCGAGCGCGGCGAGGCUCUGCCUCCCGGCGCCAGCCCCCGCGUCAGCGCCCUCAUGUUCUCCGCCGGCCUCCUGGGCAACUUGCUGGCGCUGGCGCUGCUGCUGCGCGGCCGCCGCGGGCCCCGCGCCCGCCCGCCCGCCCUCUUCCACGUCCUGCUGCUCGCCCUGGUGCUCACCGACCUGCUGGGCACCUGCGCCGUCAGCCCCGUGGUGCUGGCCUCCUACCACCGCAACCGCACCCUCACCGCCCUGGCCCGCGGCGGCCGCGUCUGCCUCUACUUCGGCUUCGCCAUGAGCUUCUUCGGCCUCGCCACCAUGCUCAUCCUCUUCGCCAUGGCGCUGGAGCGGUGCCUGGCCCUGGGGCGGCCCUAUUUCUACGAGCGCUUCCUCGGCCCCCGCGCCGGCUCGGUGGCCCUGCCGGCCGUCUACGCCUUCUCCGCCGCCUUCUGCUCCUUGCCGCUGGCGGGCUUCGGGCACUACGUGCAGUACUGCCCCGGCACCUGGUGCUUCAUCCGGAUGCACUCGGGCGACGCGCGGCAGCCCGGCGGCAGGGAGGGCUCCGGGAUGGACGUCGCCUUCUCGCUGCUCUACGCCAGCCUGCUGCUGCUCCUCAUCCUCGCCGUGCUGCUCUGCAACCUCAGCGUCAUCGCCAACCUGGCGCGCAUGCGCCGCCGGGGACGGAGGACCCGCCGGCUGGCGACGCCGGAGCAGCCCCGGGCGGCCGGGGGCUGCGGCCGCCGCGUGCUCUCCAUGGCCGAGGAGAUCGACCACCUCCUGCUGCUCUCCAUCAUCACCAUCACCUUCGUCGUCUGCUCCCUGCCGUUCACGAUCCGCGCCUACGUGAACAACCUCGGCCGGGCGACCGGAGACGACCACGACUGGGACCUCCUCGCGCUGCGGUUCCUGUCCGUCAACUCCAUCGUCGACCCCUGGGUCUUCGCCAUCCUGCGCCCGCCCUUCCUGCGGCUGCUGCGCUCGGCGCUGCGCUGCCGGCCGGCCCUUCCCAGCCGGGGGGGCCAGCGGAGCCCGGCCGCGGCCAAGGCGAAACCGGCGCUGCAGCUCGCCGUCUGCGGGCGAUAGAUGCGGUGGCAUCUGCAGGAGACGUCGGGGAGGCCGCGCAGCGCCGAGGGGCGUCCGCGAGACGCUGCUUGGAGGCCGAGAAAGGCGCCCGGGUGCUGCCGGGCCGCGGCCGCGCGGGCACCACGCCGUGCAGAGCCAGGCAAAGGCUG